AAAUAACCUUCUCAACCCCGCAAAGAAAAAAAGGUACCGCUAAUCUUACUGCGGUUCUCAAUAGCCGCCUGGCGCUAAUUGUAGGGUCUGGAAUCCCCAGUUUCCAUCCCCCCACACACACAAACGUCAUUCGCUUCGUCCGAGGCCAAACAAACAACUGGUGCCUUGCGCAUAACUGCCACAUUUCACAUUCCGCUUCGCACUCCACAAUCGCAUUCCUGCAUGCAGAGUAUUUAAAGCGCCACUUGCUUCCUCUCCUCUCUCACCCUCAAACCCCGCUACAUAACAACGUACAUGCCACGAUAAAAAAAAGAUGGAAAAGCUGCGAGGCGCCGAAACCGCCGCGACACAACGUCUCCGCAAAACAUUCAAGUACCCCUCCGAAUCCGACGAUGAAGAUGCUGUAGAAGCAGGAAUGGAUGAACAAGACCGCGCAGCCCUCCUCCAAACCCUAAGUGCACACGAUACAUCCACAACCCACAAAUACACACUCUUCCUGCUCGUCCUCCCCUUACUCCCCAUCCUCCUCUACAUCCCCCGCCUAUUUUCCCUUUCCACAUUCCUCCCCAGUCUCGCUGCGAUAGCAAGUUUCCUCGCCUCGGCAUACACCCUGUACUUCCUCCCACUCCCACCCACAAAGGGCGCGCCAAUCGACGACAACGCCGCGUCUGCGCGCAAAACGAAGAAUAAAACCCGGAUCGGCAUUUACAACAAGACGCCUAGUUGGGAGAAGACGACGGAAAAGAGCGUGAGGAGGCCUGUGCCGUAUCUUUCUGAGAGCACCGCCGAUGCCAUUGCCGACAACAUCGUGACAGUUAAUCGGGCGCUGUGUGGAAUCCUCGCUCUGUCCGAGGUCUGGAUAGAACGAGAAUGGAGCCAGGGAUUCAUGGUGGGCGGAGGUUUCUUGCCCGGCCUUAUUUGCUUCGUGGUAUUAUGGGCGAGAACAGAGUUACGCAUCAUUGACAUGGAUGCCCUCGAGGAAAUGAAUAACAAAGCUGCCGGACAAUCAAAAGCCAAGUAAAGUAAAAAAAAAUUCCGAAUAAUCUGAUCACUUUUUCAUCAUGAUAAAAUAGAGAUAACUACCCCAUAACGCAAUGUAUUUUUCAUGACAAAGAUGCCCAAAUAGAGAGACUCUUUGGUAG
Bipolaris maydis ATCC 48331 is the source of this 1142-nucleotide messenger RNA. RefSeq lists its product as uncharacterized. NCBI's taxonomy places the organism in Eukaryota, Fungi, Ascomycota, Dothideomycetes, Pleosporales, Pleosporaceae. The record is from RefSeq and is a predicted model, not a curated record.